GGCUAUGCAUGUCUUUCAGCGAUUGCACGUCAUUGGCAUCGGCUUUUGAGUCACACAGGAUAGCAAAUAAGGUCAAAGGACAUUUCCAUGUCCUCCUCGGUCUGGAGGAAAGAUGGACAACACGGGCUACUGCGGCGAGAGCUUCAACAGCCUGCAGAGCGGAACCAGCGAUGAGGACCUGGUGGAGAUCGCAGGAGCCACGCUUGACUUCUCCAGCACAGACGACAUGCCUCCUCUGGACCGUGACUACGGCUCAGGUGGUUCUUAUGGAGCUGGAGAGGGGCCCAAUGGCAUUCCUAAACUGAUGGAUCUGCUUGAUGAGCCGGUCCCUGGAGUCGGCACAUAUGAGGACUUCAACACUAUUGAUUGGGUCCGCGAGAAAUCUAAAGACAGGGAUCGCCACCGAGAGAUCGCCAUCAAGAGUAAAGAGUCGACCUGGGCUCUGCUGAAAAGAAUCAGUGAUGCCUUCUCCGGCUGGCUCCUCAUGCUGCUCGUCGGACUGAUGUCAGGUGCUCUGGCGGGUGGGAUCGACAUCUCUGCCCACUGGAUGACGGAUCUGAAGGAGGGAGUGUGUCUGAACGGCUUCUGGUUUAACCAUGAGCACUGCUGCUGGAACUCCAAUGAGACAACCUUCCAGGAAAGGGACAAAUGCCCCAAAUGGAAAAGCUGGGCAGAGCUCAUUGUGGGCACCAAUAGUGGCCCUUUUGCCUACAUAAUGAAUUACCUGAUGUACGUGUCCUGGGCCCUGCUUUUCUCUUUCCUGGCUGUGUCUUUAGUCAGGGCGUUUGCUCCAUAUGCAUGUGGCUCUGGAAUACCUGAGAUCAAGACCAUCCUGAGCGGGUUUAUCAUCAGGGGAUACCUGGGUAAAUGGACUCUCAUGAUUAAAACCAUCACCCUGGUGCUGGCCGUGUCAUCUGGACUCAGUCUGGGCAAAGAAGGGCCUCUGGUUCAUGUGGCCUGCUGCUGUGCCAACAUCUUAUGUCAUCUCUUCACCAAAUACCGCAGGAACGAGGCGAAGAGACGAGAGGUAUUGUCUGCCGCAGCAGCUGUUGGUGUGUCUGUAGCUUUUGGUGCACCGAUCGGUGGAGUUCUCUUCAGUCUGGAAGAGGUGAGUUAUUAUUUCCCCCUGAAGACUCUGUGGCGCUCUUUCUUUGCGGCACUGGUGGCAGCCUUCACCCUUCGCUCCAUCAACCCGUUUGGUAACAGCAGGCUGGUGCUCUUCUAUGUGGAGUUUCACUCCCCCUGGCAUUUGCUGGAGCUCAUACCGUUCAUCCUGCUGGGUAUUUUCGGGGGGAUCUGGGGUGCGUUCUUUAUUCGAGCCAACAUUUGGUGGUGUCGGCGACGUAAGACCACUCGUCUGGGCCACUACCCUGUGCUGGAGGUGUUGGUUGUGACAGCGGUCACAGCUGUGUUGGCGUUUCCCAACAGCUACACACGCAUGAGCACCAGUGAGCUGAUCUCAGAGCUGUUCAAUGACUGCGGCCUGCUGGAUUCCUCACAGCUCUGCAACUACUCCAAUGUGAGCGUCACCAAGAGCAGCAGCGACGCUCUGCCGGACAGACCUGCGGGACCUGAUGUCUACACCGCCAUGUGGCAGCUCUCGCUCGCACUCAUCUUCAAGAUGCUCAUCACUGUGGUCACCUUCGGCAUGAAGUUGCCCUCUGGUCUCUUCAUCCCCAGUAUGGCAGUGGGAGCAAUCGCAGGCAGGCUGCUUGGUGUGGGCAUGGAACAGUUGGCAUAUUACCACCAUGACUGGGUGAUCUUCAGAGGCUGGUGCUCACCUGGAGCAGACUGCAUCACCCCUGGCCUAUAUGCAAUGGUGGGCGCCACUGCCUGCUUGGGCGGAGUGACCCGUAUGACCGUCUCGCUGGUGGUCAUCAUGUUUGAGCUAACAGGUGGUCUGGAAUACAUCGUGCCUCUCAUGGCUGCAACCAUGACCAGUAAAUGGGUGGCAGAUGCUCUGGGUCGAGAGGGCAUCUACGAGGCCCAUAUCCGUCUCAAUGGUUACCCCUUCCUGGAGUCGAAGGAGGAAUUUAGCCACAAAACGCUAGCUAUGGAUGUGAUGCGACCCCGCCGGAGCGACCCGCCACUGUCUGUGAUCACGCAGGAUGGCAUGAAUGUGGAGGAAGUGGAGUCGCUCAUUGCUGAAACAUCAUACAGCGGUUUUCCUGUGGUGGUCUCGCAUGAGUCUCAAAGACUUGUGGGCUUUGUGCAGCGCAGGGAUCUGGUCAUCUCUAUUGAUAAUGCUCGCCAGCGUCAGGAAGGUGUCGUUAGCGCCUCCCGAAUCUUCUUCACAGAGUACACACCACCACAGCCACCCAACAGCCCUCCGCCAUUGAAGCUCCGCGGCAUCAUGGAUCUCAGCCCGUUCACCGUUACAGACCACACCGCCAUGGAUAUCGUGGUGGACAUUUUCCGAAAGCUGGGCCUGCGCCAGUGUCUCGUCACUCACAACGGGCGUUUACUGGGCAUCAUCACCAAAAAGGACAUUCUGAAACACAUGGCCCAGAUGGCCAACCGAGACCCAGACUCUAUUCUCUUCAACUGAAGUGCCAGCCAGUUUGAAAGCAGAAAACAGCAGUCUGGCCAAAAUGUUUUGCACUACAGAACUGUCAGUACUGGAUUAGCAUCCAUUCACACUGUGAAAUCUAUUUGUAGAGUCUCAUUGGUGCAGGCGCUGCGACCGCAGGAUGGAGAACCUUCUAUGCACUCCAGCAAACCGCUGAGAAUGACUGAGUGCAAGCAAGUCUGUUUGCAGGUAACAUAUCAAUGCAUCAAAACAUAUCACAAUAUAUACAUAACACUCUGUAGCAUAAAUUCACCCGCCAGGAUCGCAUCUCUCAAAUCUAAAAUGCCUCUGGAAAGAAAAAGACAUCCUUUAGCCGUUUUUAGAGAAGGAUUUCCCAAGAGUCCUCCUUCUGCUUUCCACUACGCCACGGAUGUUAAAUAUAAGUUAUUAAAUGUGCAUUUCCAGGUAUUUAUUCUUUUUUUUACAGUUUGAAUGAGCGCUUACAAGUAUUCCAGCAUCUAAAAGCUCUAAAGGUUUCUGUGUUUUGCUCGAGUCUUAACAUUUUUACGAGCCUGAUGAUUUACAGUUUCCUUAUUUUGUUGAGCUUCACUACAUUUCCACACUUUAUAAUCAGUGCUAAUCUGAACUGUGUAGUUUCAGCCAAGAGAUGAGGCCGUAAAAGCUCUGUAAACGUUUUCACGUCACAUGCACUAUUUUUAAAAUUACAGC
Messenger RNA from Danio aesculapii, 3238 nucleotides. RefSeq names its product chloride channel, voltage-sensitive 5a (gene clcn5a). Gene Ontology annotation, biological process: transmembrane transport; chloride transport. Gene Ontology annotation, molecular function: voltage-gated chloride channel activity. The record is from RefSeq and is a predicted model, not a curated record. Bases 113 to 2548 code for a protein of 811 amino acids. Gene Ontology annotation, cellular component: early endosome; membrane; Golgi apparatus. The transcript is spliced from 12 exons. NCBI's taxonomy places the organism in Eukaryota, Metazoa, Chordata, Actinopteri, Cypriniformes, Danionidae.